Zeugodacus cucurbitae (melon fly) is the source of this 1993-nucleotide messenger RNA. RefSeq lists its product as uncharacterized. The record is from RefSeq and is a predicted model, not a curated record. NCBI's taxonomy places the organism in Eukaryota, Metazoa, Arthropoda, Insecta, Diptera, Tephritidae.
AAUAGAAAGCGAAGGCUGCAAGUAGUAUUCGGUUGCAUUUAAAUUCAUUAUCAAUUAACAAGUCCACAGAACCUGCAUUCAAAGUUCAAAAAGUAAAAGUGAACCAAAAUGUAGUGUUUACGCGGUAUUUGUUUACUAUUUCGGGAAGCAAAUUAAUGUAUAUUCUUCAAUAAGAAUUUCUUAUCGCCUGAUUUCGUAUUUCUUGGUGAGGUGAAAACAUGCAACUCUUCUAAAAGUAAAAGUCAUCGCCUACAGAGAGUCGCCAUCCAACGAAAUCACUCAAGGAGAAGCUUAUUACUCACAGCAUUUAGUUUCGAAAUACAUUUAUGAAUAGAAUUGAAUUUACUGGCAUUUUAUCAACACAAGUUGAGUUGACAAGAGGUAGUCACCGCACUUAAGGUUUUAUAUCUAAACGUAAAUCGACUAUCCAAAUGGCUUCUAUAUUGGACCUACCAGAUGACUGCUUGACGAUGAUUUGCAAAAAGUUGGAACGCGAUGUUCAACAAUACUGCUGGAGCAACGUGUGCAAACGAUUUCAGAACAUCUAUUUCGAGUAUUUUCACAAUUGGAUGGAAGUAAAUGACAAUUUAGCGAAAAAUUAUGGUCAUCUCAUUGGGACCGGCGACUUUCCGCUGCGAACUAUAAAGAAACUUAAUUUGUCGAAGUCAAAAUGUACAAAAUACUUUCUGAAUAAAUUACGCGAUUGCCAUAAGGAGAUUGAAGAGGCGAAACUCUUUUCCUUCACCGAUGAGUAUUUGGCCGAAUUGUUGCCAUUACCAAAUCUGAAGAAACUGAUCUGCAUCGGCACUUAUAAUUUGAGAGGUAGCAGCUUAAUGGAACUCAACAGUCUCACGGAGCUGCACAUAAACACUAAUAAAUUGUUUCAGCCGGAAAGCUUGCUGCAAAUAACAUAUUACAAUCCAUUGAGGACGCUUGUAAUGCCCAACGACCCACACAUGUUUUCGAAUAGAUACGCCUUUGAAAUGUUCGAAAACCUUAAAAACGUCGAACAGCUCGUGAUAGAAUUUAACCCUUGUAAAUCGUGGCAACUGGUCGGCACUUUACCGAAAUUGAAAAGGCUCGAGAUUUGGGAUUUCGUCAGUCAUGAGUGUGAGACCUGUUUGGAGGACCACAAUUUGUACGAGACAUGCACAGGGCAACAUGCCACUAUCUUUUUUGAUGAAUUGCGUCGGAGGAAUCAGUUGGAAGAAUUGGUACUUUCUGACGGUUACGUGUCUGAGCAACAUCUCUUGAAAAUUUCGGAGCUGACAAACUUGAAGCGUUUAAUAUUUUUGCGGGCUGCUUUAACGCCCUCUCUAUCACUGGGUGUGUUUAAGGAAUUGGUGAAUUUGGAAGAGCUACACCUUGACGGCUGCAGACUAAUAAAUGCGGAGGCUUCACUAGAGCUAAUAAGAUGUUGUAAGAAGCUCAAAGUUCUGCUUCUUUGGUUUGUUGGUGGCGUAACUUCGUACUUUCUUACGGAGGCAAAUGAUAUCUUAAGUCGCAGACAACCGGCACCACUUGAGCCUUUGACAAUAGGAUUUUCCCAGAUUGUUGAAUAUUUGAAGUUUGAAAAGCCGCUUCCAUUUCUACGAUUUGUAAGACUAACGAGGAGGUUUGUUGGUGCAGAAGAAGACUACUUGAAAAGAGAGGAGGACUAUGUGAGUCAAACGAAUGCGCAGGGCGACUCGCUGAAAAGAAAAUUUUCGAUCCUGAACAGGCAGACUGUUCAACAGGAACUUCAAAUUACGGCCAAAAGUGCUUAAACUGAGAACACGACAAGGAGCGGAGAUGAAUUUUAACGGUUUAAGUAACGGUACAAGUGUAAUGAAAAAAUUAUAAUAUAUGUGAUAGGAUUAAAUUUUUCGAAAUCAGUUAUUUUGUUUUAUUCAUUAAUAUAGCUCACACGCACAUUCUCCAUUUUCAAAACGGAGACAUUUAUUGUUGUCAAAUGUUGUAUGCGCCUCCAACACCAUCACCAUCCAUGCAAAUU